CUCAGAAAAUGUUUGUCAUAUUUGGUUUUCUGUUGAUGAUCGCAGUGGGCUGCUGCACAACUGAUCAGAACUUUGAGAUGAAAUCUGUUGCUGCGCAACAACAUGUGACUUUGACGUGUCCUCGUAAAAUUGGACACAAAGCAAAUUUAUUUUGGAUCAGAAUAAUUUCUGGUCACCAGCCGGAAUUCUUGGGAGGAACAUAUGGCUUUGAUUAUGAAGGAGUUCAUCAGACUCGUCAUUUUACAACCAAACAAGAACCUGGAACUUUUAUUCUUUACAUUAAUCAAAGUCAGAUCAGCGACACUGGACUUUACUACUGCAUCCGAACUGAAACCCUUGAAAUGACCUUUGUGAGAAGAGUGUUUCUAAUGGUUAAAGGACCCCAAUCUUCCAUCUCUGGCAUCUUUCAAGCUCCUCCGUCUGCUGCGGUCCAUCCAGGAGAGUCGGUGUCUCUGCAGUGUUCGGUCCUCUCUGACUCUGAGAACAAAACAUGUUCAGAAGAUUACAGAGUUCACUGGUUCAGAGCAGGAUCACAUCAAUCUCACCCCAGUUUCAUUUAUACUCAUGGAGACAAUGCAGAGUGUGGAAACUCUUCACAGAAAUGUUUCUAUAACUUCUCUAAGAAGGUCAGUGCCUCUGAUGCUGGUACUUAUUACUGUGCUGUGGCUGCAUGUGGAGAGGUCAUGUUUGGAAAUGGAGCAAAACUGGACAUUAAAGGUUGGAAUCAGACAGAAAUAGCUCUUUGUAUUGUCUGUGUUGCUUUGGCCGUCAGUGUGACUGUUUCAGUUUAUCUCAUUUGGACCAGAAAGAAGCAGGACGGUAGUGGUGAACCAGACAGCAGUGAUCAGCAGAGGGAUGAAGCUUCAUUGACCUACGCUGCACCAACCUUCAGCAAGAGCAAAGUCACCAAAGAAAACAAAAACAAAAGAAACACACACUCGGCUCAGAAAGACACGAUCUACACUGAUGUUCGUGUUCACAACUGAUAACUUGAUAAUCAUGAUCUAAUGAUGAUAACUUUAAAACAGUAUUAAUAAUAAUAUAAUAAUAACUUGAUUAAAACUCAAUCUGCUAAAUAAUGGUGACGUAACUUUUUUUUCCUGCUGAUGACAACUGAACUACUAAUAUAUACUUUCCGAGGGUGGAAUUAACUGAUUACAUUCACUCACAUUUCUUUAAUAAAGUCGUAAUUUGAGUUUCUUGUGCUUGUAGGACUACUGAGUCAAGGGCUCAUACUUCAAUGUAUUAUACACCAUGUAAUAAAUUUUGUCCAUUUGAAAAAAAAAAAAAAAACAAAUCACCCCAGUAGAAAGAGAAAAGACAGUCGGCCCAGAAAGAGAAGAUCUACAAUGAUGUACAUUUUUGCCGCUGAAUAAAAAUGUAUCUUCUCAAUCUGAUGGAUGAUGACCUAAAUUACUUUUCAAGGAGACUUGAUUGCACAUGCAGUUUGAGACUAUCUAUCCACACAAAAAAAAAUAUUGGUUCUUUUUAGAUGCCUUGUACAGGUUUACAUAUUGUAAAUAUGUUGUGGGAAUGCAAAAAAAAAUACAGUGUGCAAUGUAAUGCAUGUAAUACACCUUGCAUGUGUUCUGUGCACAUCUGUUCCACGUGUGAUCAGGCUGUCCCUCUAUCAAAUAAUACUGUCGCGACUGGAGGGGGUCGCUAAGGAUGCUUUCCUGGAACUGGGGGUUGUGCCACACGGCAUUGUGGGAAAUGGGACUGUGUUUGGGGGCUAUUUCGGGCCGGUUUAUGUGUUCUGUGUGGGUUGUUUGUGUUCCAUUUAUUAUGCAUGUGUCUUGGUUUAUUGUUGUCUGCUGUUUGCCACCGUUUGUGUUCUUUUAUUUUCAUUUUGUUUGAGCACCGUGGCUCAGGGGGACCUUUUGGGGAGG
This is a messenger RNA of Salarias fasciatus (jewelled blenny), 1889 nucleotides long. RefSeq lists its product as uncharacterized. Lineage: Eukaryota; Metazoa; Chordata; Actinopteri; Blenniiformes; Blenniidae. Bases 9 to 986 code for a protein of 325 amino acids. Gene Ontology annotation, biological process: response to bacterium. The transcript has 6 exons. The record is from RefSeq and is a predicted model, not a curated record.